Molecule: messenger RNA, 7090 nt
Organism: Oryza sativa Japonica Group (Japanese rice)
Lineage: Eukaryota; Viridiplantae; Streptophyta; Magnoliopsida; Poales; Poaceae
Source: RefSeq, a predicted model, not a curated record
CCCUGGAUGUAAACACCACCUAAUAUCACUCCCCACCAGGCCACCCGGCUUCUUCGUGUUGCUCACUGCAAGCCCUAGUUAAGCAUUUCUUACCACAGAAAGCGCUGGCAGAUCGAACUAGCUAGUCCUCUCUCCGAUCCACUCGUCAGGAUCGUCAGGCUAAUUCUUUUGUGCGCAGUGAGCGAGUGGCGCCAGACGAAUCCAGCGAUGGGGGAUACGGUGGUGAGCAUGGCGAGGUCACUGCUCGGCGGUGCCAUCGCGGCGGCUUCUUCCGCCGCUCGCCAGGAGAUGAGCAUGCUGAUCGGUGUACAAAACGACAUCUGGUACAUAAAAGACGAGCUCAAGACUAUGCACGCAUUCCUAAGGGCCGCCGAGGUUACAAAAGAGAAAGAUGAACUGGUUAAAGUAUGGGCAGAGCAAGUGAGGGAUCUAGCAUAUGACAUUGAAGAUUGCCUUGAAGAGUUUACAAUCCAUGUGAAGCACCAAAGCCUCUCACGGCAGCUGAUGAAGCUCCGGCAUCGCCACCGAAUUGCUGUCCAGAUUCGGAGCCUCAAGCUAAGGGUCCAAGAAGUGAGCAAUCGAAACAUGCGGUAUAAUUUUAUUAAGUCUGCUCCUUCUAGAGAGAUGGAUGACUUUUCAACCAACAUGGAAAUGACUCGCUACCAAGCUGCUCACUAUGUUGAUGAAGCUAAGCUUGUUGGAUUUGAUGGGCCCAAAAAGGAGAUCCUGAAGAUGAUAUCAGGCAGUGAAGAUGUAGAAGUCCAGACAAUUUGGAUAGUUGGAGCUGGAGGUCUUGGCAAGACUACUCUUGCAAAGAAGGUUUAUGAAAGCUCAAAUAUCACAAGCAUGUUCCCAUGCCGUGCUUGGAUCACUGUAUCACAGUCUUUCGAUGUCAUGGAUUUAUUGAAGGACAUGAUCAAGCAACUCCUAGGAAAAGAGUCACUGGAUAAUCUCUUUACAAAAUAUAAAGAGGUGAAGAUAAAGGAGAACAACCUUACGGAUCACCUAAAGGAAUGGCUCAGAAAUAAAAGGUAUUUUCUUGUUCUAGAUGACUUAUGGAGCACAAAAGCAUGGGAUUGCCUCAAACCUACUUUAUGGGGAAAUAAUAGGGAAGGUAGCCGACUUGUAGUAACAACAAGAAAUAGAGACCUAGCCGAAGGCAGUUCUAGCCCACUAGUCUACCCCCUUCAAACAUUACAUAGAGAAGAUGCUACCAAAUUGUUGUUGGCAAAAACCAACAAAAGUUUAUGUGACAUAAACAAAGAUGGAAUGAAUGAAACAUUUGAAAAGAUACUAAAGAAAUGUGGAGGUCUACCACUAGCUAUCAUCACAAUUGGUGGACUUCUAGCUGCCAAAGAUGUCAAAGAGUGGGAUGGAUUAUAUGCACAAAUUCCAUCGGAACUUGAGAACAACCCAAGCUUUGAAGUAAUGAGGCAGGUGUUAGCCUUGAGUUACAAGUACUUGCCAUCUCAUCUUAAGCCAUGCUUUCUAUAUCUAAGCAUCUUUCCCGAGGAUUUUGAGAUCCAAAGGAAACGUCUAGUGUAUAGAUGGAUUGCAGAAGGUUUUAUUAGAGCUAGAGAUGGGGUAAGCAUUGUGGAUGUUGCGAUAAAAUAUUUUAAUGAUUUAAUCAACCGAAGUUUGAUGCAACCAUCAAGAGUGAAUAUGGAAGGAACUAUCAAGAGCUGUCGAGUCCACGAUAUCAUACGCGAUAUCAUGAUAUCAAUUUCUAGAGAAGAAAAAUUUGUGUGCCGGAUAGAUGAUAAAGAAACUUGUCUGAUGGAGGAAAACAUCCACCAUGUGGCCUUCUACAAUAGCAAUAGCUCAGAGAUAGCCAUGGACUUGAACCAAGUCCGGUCAUUAACAGUGUUUGGUGAGAGACAUAAAGAACUAACACCUUUGCUAUGUUCACCCCAAGUAAGGAUGUUAAGAGUCUUGGAUUUUCAAGGAGUUAGAUUUGGAAUGACACAAAAAGAGAUGGACCAUAUAUGGUCGGUGCUCCACUUGAAAUAUAUGAAUAUUCGGUGUGACUACAAUCUUCCUAACUCCAGUGGAUAUUCAAAAAUUUACAGAAUUCCAAGGUCUAUAGGGAAAUUACAAGGCUUACGAGUUUUGGACAUAUCAAAUACUUGCAUAACAUCACUGCCAACUGAGAUAUGUGAACUCCGGAGUCUCAAUAUCCUCCGUUGUACAAGAAAAGAAUACUACGAGUUCUUUGAUCCAUCUAAACCUAUACAAUGUUUAUUUGCUUUAUCGUGCAUUCCUGUAACGAUGGCUUUGGCUGAUUCAGACCAGCGUCAUGAAAUAACUGCUGAGCUACACAUGGCUUGUUCUACUCGCUGGUUUAGUACAUGCGGUGUGAGGGUACCUAUGAGAAUUGGAAACUUAAAACAGCUUCAAGAACUAGGGUAUGUGGAUAUCAGGCUAACUAGUAGCAAAGCAGUGAAAGAGCUGGGGGAGCUUAGCCAGCUAAAAAAAUUAAGGUUGCGAAUAAAUGGUGCCACACAACGAAAAUGCAAGGUGCUUCGUGAAGCCAUUGAGAAGCUCUCGUCCCUUCAAUCUCUCCGCAUAAAUGCUUUCGACGUAUCUUCAUUGAGAAAUCUCGAGUGGCUACAUUAUAUUUCCUCUCCUCCUCCCUUUUUGAAGAACCUCACUUUGGAAGGAUGUAUUAAGGAGAUUGACUGGCUUAGGGAGUUCACACACCUGGUGAAGAUUCACUUAUUCGGAAGCAAACUGAAGGAAGGUAAAACAGUACAGAUACUCGGGGAACUGCCCAACCUCAUGGUCCUGCAGCUUCGGUGGGGCGCUUAUGUUGGGGUGAAGCUAUUGUUCCGAGCAGAAGCAUUCCCAAAACUCAGGAAGCUUGAGAUUCGGUUUCUAGAGGACCUAAGAGAGAUGAGAUUUGAGGAGCGCACCUCGCCCCAAAUGGAAACAAUAGAAAUCUCUCACUGCAGGUUGGAAUCAGGGAUUAUUGGGAUUAAGCAUCUUCCGAAGCUCAAGGAGAUUUCACUCCGUUGGAACUGUGAAGUGGCAAGGCUUGGCCAGCUGCUAGAAGAGGUGAAAGCAAACCCCAAUCGUCCUGUUCUGCUAUUGUAUAACGACCCAUCCAAGCACGACUUAGGGGACACCCAAGAAGGGUCAGGUACACCAGUGGAAGCAAAUGAACCCCCGAAGAAUGUGGGCGAGAGCUCGCAAUCCAACCAAGGUGAAGAUGAUGAUGACGACCAGCAACAGCCUAUCACAUCAACAGAGAUCAUGCCUGCAGAUGCAGACCCCGCUGUCUCUAGCUGAUUAACCUCUCCUUCGUGAUGAUUAACACUACAAUCACAGCAAUGGUGAUCAAAUCUAGCGAGUGGCCAGCUCGAGUUCUGUAUUGCUUGUUGUCUCCCCCUGCCUGGUGUACCCAAGGCUUAGGUCACUGUCUCUUCUCUCACCAUGCCGCUUGUGUGGAGUUUGAGUACAACGGCGCACAGCCUGAUUGGUUUCUGAACCUCACCCUGUUGCUGAUGAUUUGCUUUCUGAGAGCCAGCAGCAAUACAAAGAGGGUUGAAAAUGCAACAAAGUGAAUAAGCCUCUUCAAUGUAUAUAUAUUCGCGGGGGAAACUAGCAUUCAAAACAGGACUUUUUUUUUGAAAGGAGGGCAAAAGCAUUCAAAACAAGAGUAUUUUCAAUUACCAGGAUCUCGAUAUCGAUGCGCUGGAGAAGUGCACUUUCAGUAGGGCACCUCCAGGUGAAUGAACAUCCCAUCCAUUGUGUGCUGUCAGCAGAAAGACCGAAGCAAGCACAAUUGCAUGGGCUGCAAGUGAUCUGGACACUGAAUUAACACUGGAAGCAGCACGCAGUCCCUUGCUGAGCUAGUAGAGAGCUAAUGACACACUUGAAGACCAAUGCUUGUCUCUGAAUUAUGAAGAAUGAAGUGAUCUUAUUGAUAACAGCUUGUGAUCGCAAAUAUUUGGGCCCGUAUUCAUCUCAAGGGCUAGUCGCACAGCCCCAAGUGCAGCAUUGCAAGUACUUUUCUUGUUGCAAGCGAGGACUACCUCACCCGAGUUUGCGUCCUCUGUGACCAACAAGAAGAAACAAUCGAUCACAUCCUAAUUAUAAUUUGCUGUCCGGAAGCACUUCAACUUUGGUGGAUCAUCCUCAUUGCAGUUGGCCAACUUCGUUGUUUUCACAAUCCUUCUUCAUCCUAUGGUGGUGUGACAACGGGAAUGAUCGUCAUCCUAAUAGCCUAGUCUAUUUUGAAGGAAAGAAACAACAGUGUUUUCAACAAUAUAAGAGCAAAUCCUGGGCAGAAGUGGCUGCCGCUGCUGCAGCAGAACUGAAGAAGCAGCAGUAAGAGGGUCAUGUCCUAGUCGCAUAUUCAUCCCGCGAGAAUUAGCCUAUCCUUUUGCCUAGCCUUUUUUGUUCCUUUUAUUUCUUUAUAUUUACAUAUUUCUUGUUGUUUGUGCGCUGAUGUACAUCACUUCCAAAUUUGGUGUCAUUCUUGUUUACAUAGUCGCAAAUUCGUACUACUGUUUUCAAUGAACUCAUCUCAAAACAGUGCUGAAGUUUGGGUGUUGGGCUCUCAUUCUUAUCUCGUUAUCAAUUCGGCCCAGCCCACGGAAAGCAAAGCGAACCGCCAUUAAAUGGGCCGCAGGAAUCUCCCGGCCGUAAAUGGUGGACCACCUCGCCGUCGCCGGCCGUCUCCCUCCUCCUCCGCCGCGUCCCAUCUCUCCCUCCGCCACCGCCAUCGCCAUCGCCGCAGUCUCGCAGUUGACCAACCACUGUAAGAAGUUUCUGCAGGAGGAUGUGUAAGGUACCCAAUUAGGCAAAUCUGUUGUUUGGAACUUCAGCUGGGUAAUUUUCUCUCCUCUGCAUCUCCUUGGGCCUUCAAGUUUUCAUAUUUCUUAAAAAUCGAGUGAUAGUAAUCAGCAGGCACAGGGUUUAAUUCCAAAAUGUAGCAAUCACAUAUGUUAUGGCUUAUGUUCCUCUUUUUAUUUUUAAUCUUUGUUGAGAUUUUAAUGAUUCAAUUGGUUGUUAUAUCACUUAAUUGUCGAUUAGUAAAACAGCAGUGACAAUUUUUCAUCAAAGAGAAGAUGACAAGAAUGAAAUGUAGUAUGAACAAGUUUAUUGGAAGCAACUGGUCAACUUCCCUUCCCUAAAGUUAUUAAAGUGGAAACAAUGAGACCACAACUUUGUCAUAUUCUUUUAAGAACUCCAGGAGCAUAAGAAUGGAUCAGGAAUUAUUUUGAUAUUUUAUUUGCUUCUCUUUUUCACUUAUCUUCUGCCAUUUGAUGGUUUAAAGUACAGUUACCAGUAUGGUAAAUAUUAUUUCUUUUCAGAAAUAACUGAGCGGUGAUUAUGUAUUGCUUUAAUUUCAUCUGUCUUGUGCCUUCUGACUGGUUCUAUUUGUGCUUUACGUCAUUCACCUGAAUGAGACUAGACCAUUUUUUAGUUUAUCUUUUCUAUGAAGGAUUUACCCAUUUAGGUUAUAGACUACUACAUUGAAAUGAUUUGACUUCUCAGCAUUAUUGUCAUGACCAGAGUUUUCAUAAUAAACUGAUGAACACUAGAGAUGUUUCCAAGAAGUGGGUUUAAUGAGAUCUUAGCUGUUUCAUGCCUGAUGCUGUAGUUUUAAGCUAAUAUAAUUAAAAUCUAGUAUCCUGUUGUAAUUGCCCCCUAUAUAUAAUAGCCCACGUCAAUACCAAGGAGCCAAUGAGUUUUCUGAUUUUAUAAUUUAACUGCAAGGAAUCAAACUGUACUUAGGUCUUACGCGAUGUAACGAAAAGGGGAAUAAAUAAGUGCCUGUUUUUGGCAUGCAUAAUUCAAAGCUUGAUGAAAGCAUUGACCUGCAUAGCUAUAAUAAUUGUUACGUGGUUGUCCAAACUACUGCUACAGGCUGCUGUUUCAAGUUAUUCUCAAUUCAAUUUUCAUAUGGGCUGCUAUUUCAAUUGGUCUUUCCUGACUGUGGAAAAAAUGAAAUAAUGUAGAGAUGACAUUGGGCCAGCGCCUUGUAGAGAUGACAUAAUCUGAGCAAUGUAAUGUUCAGAAGUUAAAUGUUUCUAGUAGGUCUAGUUUGAUGGAUCACACCGAGUCUAGCUUGAUGGGUCACACUGAGUCUAGUUUGACAUAUUUAAGAUACAAUUGUUGUGGCUACAGUUGCCUUUUGCAUUCCUCCUCAAUUUACUGGAUACAUCCUAAACCAGAUUUGGAUGCUAUUCCAUUACAUCUCUAAGUUAAACCCAAGUUCGAUAUCUCUUAUGCUACUCCAUUUGCAGAAAGUAUAUUAUUGAAUUUUCUGUGCAUCUACAACUUGUAAGUCUCGAGCAAUUUGCUUUGUUAUUGCUGAAUGCAUUAUGUCGUUGCAUACUUGAAAAACUGAGAAUUGCACAUUCAAAUAUCUAGAUAUAACUUGCAUUUAUCAAUAGUUGUUUGAUAUGCUAAAAUCCUGGCAGGUGCCUGCCAGUUGCUGCCAUUGGAAAAUUUUCCCUGGUAGGCCGAAGUAGCUAUGGUGCUGAUGAUGAGGGCAUGACUUCAGAGGAAACUGGUCGAAAAGAAAAUCUGAUUGCACGUGCAUAUUCAGUCAACUAUCUCAUGUUCAGCAUGAUGGAGGCAGUUACGAGUUUCAGAACUCAUGACCUAUCUGUUGUACAUUUGUUGACAUUUGCAUUAAACAAUACCGUAUGAAGUUAGUACCAUUUAAAUCAAGCAGAGACAGAAACCCAAAUUGGAUCUGAAAAGGAGUCCAUGUUGGGUGGUAGGGGGUGACCCACCCCUUUCAACCCAAAUGAUAUGAGCCUACUUCAAAUUAAGUAAAAGGUACUUUACCGGAGUCCUGUUUAUCCAAUUGUUACGUUUACGCAAAAGCGUUGAAUUUAUAUGUUUCUAAACUGUGUCUAUGUCCUAGUCAGCCAGAAACCAGCAGUUAGAUAUUCCCCUUUAUUUUACCAGCUACAGGAUAGGUGUUCUUUGGUCAUAUUUGCUCGUCUACUUUACUCAUGUCCAUGAUCAACUGUUUGUAUGAGAUAAUCCUAUUUAAAGGGCAACUUGAUUAACUUGGACAAGAUCCAUAGCUACGUUUUGUUUCUAAAUAAUGAACUGACUUAUUGCUCUC